AUGUGGUGGUGGGAUGAUACUCUUAUGCCCGAUUUGGAGCCAUGGUGGAAGGAGAGCAAAAAAUUCAAUGGCACUCUCGACUUUCUAUUUCUAUGGAAGUUGAGUUUUAUGAAGUCAAAAUUGAAAGAAUGGAAUGCAUCCAAUUUCCAAAACAUAUUCGUGGAGAAGGUCCGGGUUGAGGGAGAAUUGGAAAGACUUAAUGAAAGAAUUAUAGCAUUUGGUAUAGAGGAUCAUGAAUUCAAAGAUGAAAAAUCCCUUAAGUCUGAACUAUCAAAAUUAUUAGCGAGAGUAGAAAAUUAUUGGAAGGACAAGGCUCGAGAGUCAUGGCUUAGGGAAGGAGACUUGGACACAGGAUAUUUUCAUGCCUCAGUUAAAUCCUGCAGGAACAUGAAUGAAAUUGAUAGGGUUAGAAACAACAUGGGAGAUUGGUGUAUAGAGGAAGAUGAAAUUGGAGCAGAGGCGGUCAAGUUCUUCGAAUUAGUCUUGUGCAAUGCUAUUUUGAAGGACAACUUGGAGCAAAAUAGAGUGCUUGAAGAAAUCCUAGAGUUAGUCUCGAAUAUGGACAAUGAAAUAUUGAAUGCAAUUUUUUCUCGGGAAGAGAUUAAGGAGGCAGUUUUCCAGCUUCAUCCUAAUAAGGAUUCGGGUCCUGAUGGUUUCCAGACUGGAUUUUAUCAAAGAUGUUGGGAUUUCAUGGGUGAAGAUAUUUUUAAAUUGGUGGAAGACAUUCGGGCUCGUAAAAAUGUGUUAAGAACAUGA
This is a messenger RNA of Cryptomeria japonica (Japanese cedar), 756 nucleotides long. RefSeq lists its product as uncharacterized. The record is from RefSeq and is a predicted model, not a curated record. Lineage: Eukaryota; Viridiplantae; Streptophyta; Pinopsida; Cupressales; Cupressaceae. The transcript has a single exon. Bases 1 to 756 code for a protein of 251 amino acids.